This is a messenger RNA of Spirodela intermedia, 321 nucleotides long. The record is from the annotation of a GenBank genome assembly. NCBI's taxonomy places the organism in Eukaryota, Viridiplantae, Streptophyta, Magnoliopsida, Alismatales, Araceae.
AUGGAGAGGAGUGUGCUCGCCGUAGUUCUGGUACUGGUUGUGUCGGUGGCGCUGGGUGGCGCCACGCCCGCCUGGGCCGAAUUGAGGGCGAGCCAGUGCGAGCGGGAGACCACGCUCGGGCUCAACGCCUGCAGGCAGCUGCUUUUCGGGCUCCCCCCCAGCAAAGAGUGCUGCCAGCGCAUCCGCGUCACCCGCCUGGAGUGCGUGUGCCCCCUGAUAACCCCCGAGGUGGCGGCGCUCGUCGGCGUUGACCGCUUAGUCAAGAUCAUGAAGGGCUGCGGGCGCCCCAUUCCCUCCCACUACAAGUGCGGAAGUAAGUAG